Oncorhynchus tshawytscha (Chinook salmon) is the source of this 1251-nucleotide messenger RNA. RefSeq names its product glycine-rich cell wall structural protein 1-like. The transcript has 4 exons. The coding region runs from base 1 to 1251 and encodes 416 amino acids. Lineage: Eukaryota; Metazoa; Chordata; Actinopteri; Salmoniformes; Salmonidae. The record is from RefSeq and is a predicted model, not a curated record.
AUGAAAAGCACUCUCCUCUUUACUGGGUCUGGCCACAACGCCUCGUACCACAUCACAGCCGGGUCUGGCCACAACGCCUCGUACCACAUCGCAGCCGGGUCUGGCCACAGCGCCUCGUACCACAUCGCAGCCGGGUCUGGCCACAACGCCUCGUACCACAUCGCAGCCGGGUCUGGCCACAACGCCUCGUACCACAUCGCAGCCGGGUCUGGCCACAACGCCUCGUACCACAUCGCAGCCGGGUCUGGCCACAACGCCUCGUACCACAUCGCAGCCGGGUCUGGCCACAACGCCUCGUACCACAUCGCAGCCGGGUCUGGCCACAACGCCUCGUACCACAUCGCAGCCGGGUCUGGCCACAACGCCUCGUACCACAUCGCAGCCGGGUCUGGCCACAACGCCUCGUACCACAUCGCAGCCGGGUCUGGCCACAACGCCUCGUACCACAUCGCAGCCGGGUCUGGCCACAACGCCUCGUACCACAUCGCAGCCGGGUCUGGCCACAACGCCUCGUACCACAUCGCAGCCGGGUCUGCCGGGUCUGGCCACAACGCCUCGUACCACAUCGCAGCCGGGUCUGGCCACAACGCCUCGUACCACAUCGCAGCCGGGUCUGGCCACAACGCCUCGUACCACAUCGCAGCCGGGUCUGGCCACAACGCCUCGUACCACAUCGCAGCCGGGUCUGGCCACAACGCCUCGUACCACAUCGCAGCCGGGUCUGGCCACAACGCCUCGUACCACAUCGCAGCCGGGUCUGGCCACAACGCCUCGUACCACAUCGCAGCCGGGUCUGGCCACAACGCCUCGUACCACAUCGCAGCCGGGUCUGGCCACAACGCCUCGUACCACAUCGCAGCCGGGUCUGGCCACAACGCCUCGUACCACAUCGCAGCCGGGUCUGGCCACAACGCCUCGUACCACAUCGCAGCCGGGUCUGGCCACAACGCCUCGUACCACAUCUCAGCCGGGUCUGGCCACAACGCCUCGUACCACAUCGCAGCCGGGUCUGGCCACAACGCCUCGUACCACAUCGCAGCCGGGUCUGGCCACAACGCCUCGUACCACAUCGCAGCCGGGUCUGGCCACAACGCCUCGUACCACAUCGCAGCCGGGUCUGGCCACAACGCCUCGUACCACAUCGCAGCCGGCCUGCACAAGAGGCAUGAGCACAAAGGUCUGCCGGUCGUAUACCUUCCACCGCCAUGCCGAAAACAACUCUUCUAUGGGCAUUUCUAUCAGAAAUGGUGA